AUGAGUUACUCAUUUGACUCUACUCCGGAUAGGCCUGAACAUAUUGACGCGAUUCUUAACGGUCUUGAUAGAUACAAUCCAGAAACAACCACUAUUUUCCAAGAUUACGUUCAACAGCAAUGCGAAAAUCGCACGAAUGAUACAUAUGCCAAUUUGGCCCUAUUGAAACUUUACCAAUUUAACCCCCAUCUUACCAAAGAUGAGACAAUAACCAACAUACUUGUUAAGUGUCUUACGGUCUUCCCUUCACCAGACUUCUCUCUCGCACUUCACCUGUUACCACCACAUAUAUUGACCCCUAUUUCGGCAUCUUCGGCUCUCCCUGCUGCCGGAGACGCACCGCUAUCAGAAGCCGUGCAGAAGCUCAACGCUUUAAACACCCUCCUAUCUCAGGCAUCGUAUGCUGCUUUCUGGUCGACAUUAGAUAGUGAUGAUCUUUACGCGGACCUUAUUGUCGACGUUGCUGGCUUCGAGGAAUUAAUUCGAAUCCGUAUCGCACUAGCUGUUUCCCAGACCGUUCGUGAAAUUGAUAGGGCAGUCCUCGAGUCAUGUCUCGGAAUUCAAGGAGAUUCAUUUGAUGCCUUCAUAAAUGGUGUGUGUGGAUGGCAGAUAGAAGGAAAUCAAGUUCAUGUACCUCUAAACAAAGAAAAUGAGGCAAAGGUCACAACUGUAAGAGAAAAUGUAAAUAUAGAACAAUUUUCUAGAGUUAUACGAAGGGCCUACGAUAAGCCCAGUUAG
Molecule: messenger RNA, 738 nt
Organism: Blumeria graminis f. sp. triticale
Lineage: Eukaryota; Fungi; Ascomycota; Leotiomycetes; Helotiales; Erysiphaceae
Source: the annotation of a GenBank genome assembly